Molecule: messenger RNA, 2006 nt
Organism: Octopus sinensis (East Asian common octopus)
Lineage: Eukaryota; Metazoa; Mollusca; Cephalopoda; Octopoda; Octopodidae
Product: ATP synthase mitochondrial F1 complex assembly factor 2
Exons: 8
Coding region: 42-905 (287 amino acids)
Biological process (GO): mitochondrial proton-transporting ATP synthase complex assembly
Cellular component (GO): mitochondrion
Source: RefSeq, a predicted model, not a curated record
UGACAUUUUACAAACCAACUUGCUAAUUCUCUUUUUUCAACAUGGCUUCUGCUGCCGCUAACGGUGUUUUGCAACGGUUUCAUCCCUUUCUCAAGAAAUUUCCCCUCUCUAAUGCCAUAAACACUGUAUUUACUAGGAAAUUACACUCGAAAGAAUUGAAAAAAUUUUACAAGACUGCAACAAUUUCUCAAAAUAAUGGCCAGUUUGAAAUCAACCUUGACAAGCGUAAACUUCGGACACCUCUUGGUAACGUCUUCAUUGUUCCUAAUGAAAGCUUGGCCUUAGCUGUUGCUACUGAAUGGAAUGGUCAAAAGAAUAUAAUCAAACAAAACAAAAUGCAUUUGACCACGUUAUGUAAUACAGCUAUUGACAACCCAUUGCAACGUUCUAAAACAGAUCUGAUCCGGUCAAUUCUACAUUUUUUGGAAACAGAUACAUUGUGCUAUCGAAUGUCUGAACCUGAGGACUUAUUGGAACUGCAGAAACAAAAGUGGGAUCCAAUUAUUGACUGGUUUAAAAAUCGAUAUAAUGUGCCAAUUGAGACGACUACAACAUUUGCUCUGCCUUGCAUCUCAGAUGCCACGAUAGGUGGAAUACAUACACAACUGAAUUCAUACACCAUGUGGGGGUUAACAGGGAUUUUCAGUGCUGUUGAAUGUGUGAAGUCUCUGAUACUAACUAUGGGUUUAGUCGAGCGCCACCUGACUGUGAAUGAUGCUGUAUUUCUUUCCCGUUUGGAGAUGGAAUUUCAGACCCAGAAGUGGGGUAGUGUGGAAUGGUACCAUGACCUGGAUCUCUAUGAAAACAGAGCACGUUUAGCAGCAGCUGUUUUAUUCACACAUUGGUCUUCAGAGAAUGCUUCUAUGAAGCAAAAAACUACAGCAAAAAUGAGAGCGUUUGUGUAGUACACAUCAAAGGGAACUUUUUUUGAGUAGAGAAUGCCAAAGAAUAGUGUUUUGAAAGGAUAAAGUCUAUCUUGCCAGAGAUUCAUUUGUUGGAAACUUUUUUUGGGCAGAAUUUCAUGCGAGGAAAUACUACACACUUUUUGUGCCAAUGCAAAAUGACUUGUCUGUGAUAUUUUGCAAUUAGAUUUAGGGGAUCAGUUUUGUCUUUGUACCAAUGGAUGAGGGGUAAGAUGUUAAAUAACUGAUCCUUUUUGUCAUAAGUUCAAAUUCUAUCAUUGUCUGUUUCUGUACCUUUUUUUUUUAUUAAGGAUUUACCUGUUUGUUUCCUUUUGAUCGAUAAAGUAGGUAUCAUCCCCACUUGAUAGCUUGAGUAGAUUAAGAAAUAACCAUACCAUACCAUACCAUACCAAUUUCUUAAAUUUUAAUCUUAUCCAACUAUAUUAGCAUGGCUGUAGAGACAUGUUAAAAUAUUUGCAUGCAUUAAAUAAAUGAAUUUGAACAAGUGGUUUUUGAGCUUGUAAAGAAUGAAUUAGCAUUUGGAGGAAAAAAAAUUGUUGAUGAAAUCAAGUGUAAAAUAUAUUAAAAGUAUUAAAUUUUAUUUAAGUCAUGGAUGAAUGAAUCAAUGAAUCACUGGACAACCACCAAGAGGUCAGCAGUCCAUAUCCUGACAUUUGUGCUGUGUGUAUCCAUGGCCAAAAUAGUGUGACUUUGGCAUCUAUGUUUAUCUAGCUGUGAGUGGGUAUCACAGAGUGGUAUCAUACAUUAGCAUAGGCAGCAGCAGUUUUGCGGAGUUGUGUAAAAUAAGAUUCAUGUCCAAAAAAAGCCUCUCAUAUUAGAUCUGCAUCUUAUCCUGGUACAUAUUUGUCUCUCAUCCACUUAAUAUUUAAAUAAUUACUGGCCCUGAUAUGUUCUUAUGAUUCAGCAUAGGAUAAACAAAUAGAUCAAUUCUAUCUACCUCCCCAGGAUUUGAACACAGGACGUUAUAGUGAAAAAAAUGAGCUGGAUGAACAAAUAAAUGCAAAAUCCAGUGCCAAUCUACUCCAAUUGGUAACAUAAACAUGACUCUUUCAGAAUAAAAAAUUCUUCGAGUUUUUGUAUAAA